Molecule: messenger RNA, 1700 nt
Organism: Neocloeon triangulifer
Lineage: Eukaryota; Metazoa; Arthropoda; Insecta; Ephemeroptera; Baetidae
Product: phospholipase A1 member A-like
Exons: 7
Coding region: 1-1191 (396 amino acids)
Biological process (GO): lipid metabolic process
Molecular function (GO): lipase activity
Source: RefSeq, a predicted model, not a curated record
AUGUCGUUCGAACGUCGAGCCGCCUCCGACUUGGCUGGUCACCGUGGGUUGACCUGGCUGACCUCAGUCACUAUUAUUUUAUUAGCAUUGCUAUCUCAACAGUGCCAGUCGGGUCUCAUCCGACCGAUACUGAAUAGGCCGACAAGCACUUUAAUUGGUCCAGAUGGAAUCAAAUUGGAAAUAUCGGCUGGUCCUUGUCUCCUCCAUCUCUCCGAAUCAUGUUCCAACGCAAAAGUCAAAUUUUAUUUUGUUCGAGAUCUCGAAGCUGAAGAGUUUUAUCUCUUAGAUUCAACAAAUCCGGCGUCAUUAGACGAAAGUGGAUUUGACCCUAGCCGCCCUUUGAAGCUCCUCAUCCACGGUUACAACGGAACUUUGAAUAAUAAGCCCAUCAACACUAUCGCCAGAGCGUACAUCGAAGACGGCGCCGCGGUGAACUUGGUGAUGCUGGACUGGAGCGCCUACACCAACAUCCCCUGUUACCCGACCGCGGUCAUCAACGCCUGGCAGGCGGGUCGGUGCACGGCCAAGACGCUGCAGGAGAUCGCUGCGUGGACCGGGUCACCGAGGCAAUUCUUCUCCGAGCUCCACAUUGUCGGCUUCAGUUUGGGCGCCCACGUGGCUGGAUUCACUGGCUCCUACGUCAAGCCCAACAGAAUUAGCAGAAUUACUGGAUUGGAUCCUGCCUUGCCGUUUUUCAAGUCUCUGAACCGCGCUUGGAAACUCGACCCGUCGGACGCGCGAUUUGUUGAUGUCAUCCACACGAACGCGGGCCAAUUGGGCAAACUGGGAAACGUCGGUCAUGCCGAUUUUUAUGUCAACGGCGGAUCCACUCAGCCGGCGUGCAAUAACAGUGACAGACCGGCGGUGUGCAGUCAUCUGCUGGCGCCCACUUAUUUCGCCGAGUCAAUUUUGGAAAGUGCGAGAGGAUUUUUCGGGUACCCUUGCCAGAGUUUUCUGUAUUACGCAGCGGGAUGGUGCGAUGAGAAGACGGCAAAGAAGGAUUCCAUAGUGAUGGGCGAGUACUGCCCUCAAGGUGCCCGCGGAGUGUUUGUAGUCAACACAGGAAAGGAGGCGCCAUACAGUUUAGGAAUCGAUUUGUUAGAGGACGAGGAGGAAAUUUCCGAUAUGGAGAAAACUGGACUUCUGUUGACCACGACUAUUGAACCAGAAGAUUAUUUGAAUGGAAUAUAAGUUUGGUUCUGAAAGUGAGAGUGUUUGGUGUUUUUAUAUUUACAUGAUUUUCGUCAAGUCAAGAUAUUCACACCACUGUUUGUGCAAUCCGCGCUCCAAAUUAAAUUAACAACUAAUCUUGAUAAUUGUUUGGCAAACUGAACCUCACUCAACACUACGCCAGUUUUGACAAAUAAACACUAUUCUUGAUUAUCAAAGUUGGCCCUUAAUUAUUUGCAAAUAAAUUAGUUUUCCUUCUGAAAGUCGAGAUGGUCUUUAGUUUGAAUCACGUUGCACAACGCAACAGCUUUAGACGAGUGGCAUAAUUAGCUGAAAAUAACUGGUGUUAACCGCGACGGUGUCGUCACCACCUGAUUAUUUGCAAUUUAAACCUGUGCAAUGCGCGAGCGCGUUGAGUGGACGAAAUGAGAUGCUUUUUGCUUAAAGGCUCUGCUACACUUUCAAUUUCAAUUAGAAAUAAAUAUACUUUUUAAGCAGUUUCCCGUUUUGCAAUGGAGGUGUGUAAAUGC